This is a messenger RNA of Hypoxylon fragiforme, 7149 nucleotides long. RefSeq names its product putative polyketide synthase. NCBI's taxonomy places the organism in Eukaryota, Fungi, Ascomycota, Sordariomycetes, Xylariales, Hypoxylaceae. The record is from RefSeq and is a predicted model, not a curated record. Bases 1 to 7149 code for a protein of 2382 amino acids. The transcript is spliced from 3 exons. Gene Ontology annotation, biological process: fatty acid biosynthetic process; secondary metabolite biosynthetic process. Gene Ontology annotation, molecular function: oxidoreductase activity; 3-oxoacyl-[acyl-carrier-protein] synthase activity; fatty acid synthase activity.
AUGCCAGGCUUGCUAAGGACGGCGAGCAACUCGUCGGCCUCUGAAGGCGACACGCCUGCGACGAGCGUCAAGUCUAGCGUGAAUGGUGACUAUCCGGCUGUCACAUUCCCUGGCUAUGCAGAGAAGCCUCUAGAUGAGCAGCUAGAGCCAAUUGCCGUUGUUGGCAUGGGCUGCCGGCUCCCGGGAGAUGUCCGUUCACCGGCCGAUUUCUGGGAUAUGAUGAUGAAGAAGAAGACCGGCAACACACCAAAGGUUCCGGCAUCGAGAUUCAACAUAGACGCUCACUAUCACAAGAACAAUGACCGGCCAGGCAGUUUCAGCGUCUUGGGAGGAUACUUUCUAGAUGAUGAUCUAGCAAAUUUCGACCCCGGUCUCUUCGGCAUAACGCCGAUAGAGGCAAUGUGGAUGGAUCCGCAGCAACGCAAACUGCUCGAAGUCGUUUACGAAGCCCUAGAAUCUGGCGGGAUAUCUCUGGAUGCUAUUGCUGGCACCCGAACCGCUGUUUUUGCUGCCAGCUUUACGGCAGACUGGCAGCAAAUGGCAUUUAAGGAGCCAUCAUUUCGACAUAGUUUGGCAGCGACGGGUGUUGAUCCUGGAAUUAUCAGCAACCGUAUUAGCCAUGUGUUCAACUUGAAUGGCCCCAGCAUAGUCGUCAACACGGCAUGCUCAUCGUCAGUGUAUGCCUUACACAAUGCUUGCAAUGCUUUGCGAAACAGGGAAGCCGAGGGCGCCAUUGUCGGUGGCGUAAAUCUUAUAAUCACUGUCGACCAACACAUGAACACGGCAAAGCUUGGUGUCUUGUCACCGACAUCAACAUGCCACACCUUUGACGAGAGAGCAAACGGGUAUGGUCGUGCGGAUGCUGUUGGAGCGGUAUACAUCAAACGACUCUCUGAUGCUAUUCGCGAUGGCGACCCGAUACGCGGUGUGAUCCGAUCCACUGCUGUGAACUCGAACGGAAGAGUUCCCGCAACUGGAAUCACGUACCCGAACCGCGAAGGACAGGCCGACGUGAUUUCUCACGCUUAUAAGCGCGGUGGAGACCUCGACCCUCGCCUGACCGGGUAUUUCGAAUGUCAUGGAACGGGUACUUCUAUUGGUGACCCCCGUGAGGUACACGCUGUCUCCAUAGCUAUGAAUAAGGGCCGUAAGGCAGGGGACGAGCCAUUAUUGAUCGGUGCAGUCAAGACAAACAUUGGACAUAGUGAAGCUGCCAGUGGAUUGUCUGCACUCAUCAAGGCAAUCUUGACCGUAGAGCGCGGCAUUAUCCCUCCAACCCGUGGUCUUGUAACCCCUAACCCCAAGAUCGAAUGGGAUGACUGGAAAGUCAAGGUAGCUACCGAGCCAGUCCCAUUCCCUGCACACUUGCCAGUACGACGUGUAUCGGUCAAUAGUUUUGGAUACGGCGGCACAAACGCCCACAUUGUCGUCGAAGCUGCCGAGUCCUUGAUAAGGGAGCACCAAACGUACAAAUACAUCGACGACAAUGGGCCUCGAAGGCUUCACACGCCUCGCCGAGCGGCUCUUCGCAAACGUCCUUUCUUAAUUCCUUUCUCAGCUCAUGAUACCCAUACACUUAAACGAAAUAUUGAGGCCCAUGGACGCGUGGUGGGCAAAUACAACUUGCUGGACUUGUCGUAUACUCUCGCCAAACGGCGAAGCGUCCUUCAGAGCAAAGCCUUCACCGUCGCUAGCCAUAUUAAUGCCAACGACGUGUUUAAAAACAUAGCAAGCUCGUUCACUUUUGCAGAAAAGAAGUCGGUUCGGGAUAUCGGCUUUGUCUUCACUGGGCAAGGUGCCCAAUGGGCACGUAUGGGUGCGGAACUCAUUGAGUACAGCCCACGCUUUCUCAGGUCUAUCCGUAAUCUUGACCUUACUCUCGAGGAGUUACCUGAUGGCCCGGAAUGGUCUAUCGAGGAUGUACUCCUGGAGCCUGCCGAGGGCUCUCGAAUCAACGAAGCUGAAUUCUCACAACCCUUAUGCACCGCUGUCCAAAUUGCUAUUGUGCAAUUGCUCGCGUACUGGGGCAUACGUCCAGUAGUUACAGUCGGCCACUCUUCUGGCGAAAUUGCCGCUGCGUACGCUGCUGGAUUAAUCUCAGCUAAAGAUGCUAUCAUUGCUGCCUACUACCGCGGAAAGGUCACGCGUGACGUUCAAACUAGCGGUGCAAUGAUGGCAGUUGGUCUCGGUGCAGAGGCAGUCAAGCCAUAUCUCGAAGAAGUCCAGGGCAAGGUAGUCGUUGCUUGCCACAAUUCUCCUUCGGGCGUGACUUUGAGUGGUGAUGCAGAUGCCUUAGAUACGGUCAAGGUUGCACUUGACAAUGCCGGAGUUUUCGCACGUCUUGUGAAGACGAAUGGCAAGGCGUAUCAUUCGCAUCAUAUGGCACCGGUGGCUGCCAACUAUGAGGAACUUGUCCUUGCGGCCAGGAAGCAUUCUUCCUUCGAACUACCCGGCACGACAACCACGAGAAUGGUGUCUUCGGUUACCAACGAGAUUCUCGCUGAAAGGGCCGUCUUAGAUCACACCUACUGGAGCGCCAACUUGAGAAGUCCCGUGCUAUUUAACCAGGCCGUCCAAACCAUCUUGACGAGCCAGCAGUUCGAGAACGUUGACCUGCUGAUAGAAAUUGGCCCUCACUCUGCCAUGUCUGGGCCGAUUAAACAAAUCAAGGCCGAGGUAAAGUCUGAAAAGCUUGACUACCUGCCUACCCUAUUGAGGGGAGCAGAUUCGGCUGUUCAACUUCUUAAGCUCGCGGGUGAGCUGUUCCUCCGAAAUUAUCCGAUGGAUAUGGAACGUGUUACUAGUGCAUAUGUCGAAGAGAGGUCGCCUAAGGGCAAACUGACCAAGGCUAAGGGGUCAGUCAUUGUCGACUUGCCCCCCUACCAAUGGAACUACACUCGACCAUUCUGGGCGGAGAAUCGCGCAAGCCGCGAACAACGGCAGCCGAAAUACCCUCGACACGAUGUUCUCGGACAGCUUGUGAUUGGCUCUUCCCUUACUGAGCCAACUUGGAGAAACGUUCUGCGAACCAAAGAUUUGCCUUGGCUGAAAGAUCACUUUCUCGGAGGCGAAUCUGUAUUCCCAGCGGCUGGCUACUUCUCCAUGGCAAUGGAGGCCAUCACUCAGCUCAAUGAAUUAAGUGACAAGCCUGCCGAAAUCGAGAGUUAUGUGUUGAGAGACGUUUCUAUCAAGAAGGCUCUCGUGACACCAGAUGACGAUGACGGUAUCGAAGUCGUAUAUAACAUGCGGCCCUCCGUGUUUUGCGAGUCAGAGAACAAGCCCACCUGGUGGGACUUUAGCGUCUCAUCCAUUGAUAGGGACGGCGCGAAAAAGGAGCACAUGGCUGGAAGUAUCAGUAUCAAUACUCACCCGCGCGGGAAAGCCCCCCGAAAGGCGCCGUCAUUCCCGCAGCGUGCUAGUGGAAAAACCUGGAACCAAGCCCUACGUGAGGUUGGAUUCGAUUACGGCCCGACAUUUCAGGACAUGGACGACAUCCGGUUUGACGGCAAGCAGUACGAGGCUAGUUGCACUACCAACAUCAAGCAGUACGUCGAUGAGUCGCUAGGAGAGUCCAGAUACGCUCUGCAUCCAGCCUGCAUAGACUCCACAUUGCAGCUUGUUAUUGCCGCGAUUUACGCCGGCCGUACAAGCGCUAUGGACUGCGGUGUUGUGCCUAUCCAGGUUGAGGAAGUGACAAUCUGGCCGCCAACCCAACAACAGCUCGAGACAAAGAAAGCCAGUGCAUAUGCCUGGGUCGGUAGACGAGGCAUCCGAUCCUUCGAGCACAGCGUCCAAAUGGCGGCAGAGGAUGGCGAGAUGGUCUUGGAGAUUCUCAACGUACGUACUACCAAGUACGAGGCUGCUGUUCCCCAGAAGGCAGAGAACACACUUAAGGAGGCUCCAUACGGUACGAUGUCCUGGGAGCGUGACUUUAACAGUCUCGCAACUGAUUCAAGUAUCGACGACUUGACCGUACCUGAUCUAGCGCACUUGGCAUUGUUCAAAUCCCCUCGCACGAAGAUACUCGAGAUAGGUCUCCAGCAUGCACCAGAGGUCCUACGUAGGAAUCCUCAAGCCACUUACACAGUUGUGGUUACCUCUGACGAGGAAGCGGAGUCGGCUACUGCAUCUAUCAAAGGUUAUCAGAACACCAAGGUUAUUAAAUUUGACCGAGCUCGGGAUGCAGAGGCUCAGGGGCUGAAGCCGGAGUCGUAUGACUUCUUGAUAGCUGAUCAAGGCACAGCGCCCACAGCGGAGCUUAUUUCUAAGCUCCAGAGCAUUGUCAAACCUGGAGGACAUGCUGUCUGGGGUUCCUCUGCAGAGAUGGCCGACGGCGAGGCUGACCUCGGCUAUUCUCCAGUUGUGAGGAGUAGCUCUGGUGUAACAAUCUGCCGUGUCGGAAAAUUGAACGAGAACCAGGAAUCUAGCGUGGGACACGAAGUCCAACUGGUUUAUCGCACAGCAGAGGAAUCGACCUUGCUGGACGUUAAAGCUGCCUUGGAGGCCCUCUCUUGGAAUGUCAAGGUCUCUGGCUUGAACGAUUGCAUCGAGUCCCAAAUUUCUGAGCAUGUCAUCCUACUCGCAGACUUCGAGGGCCCUACUUUAUUCACUCUGACAGAGAAUGAGUUCUUGGCCAUUCAAAAUAUCAUCAAGUCAGCAACGUCUCUUCUCUGGGCUAACCCAUGCGGCAUUCUUGACGGGAAGAGGCCUGAGUUUUCUAUGACUUCUGGUCUUGCAAGGGUUAUCACAGCUGAGCAAGCUUCGCUCGAUUUCAGGACGCUCAGCAUUGAUACCGAUACUGUUGAGCCGCGCCAAGUUAUCGAUUCUAUCAAGAAGGUCGCCGAACAGCAGCUGAUAAAGGAAGAAUUGCCCGAGAGAGAGUAUUGCGUCUCGAACGGGAAGACUUACAUUAGUCGACUGGUGAGAAACCAGAGUCUGAACAACAUCUUUACCGCAUCGCACGAAACGGAGCCGACAAGCUUUUCCCCCGACAAUCGAAUCACGGGUCAAGUCUUGAAAGGCAAAGUCGUGUUCCAGCAGCAGAUAGACGGGGGGGAUGAUAUCAAGCCUCACCAUGUGGAAAUACAAGUUCAAUGCAGUGGCCUGACCAAGGAGGGAGUGCGCGUUAUUAAUGGAACUGAUUAUCCGACUACAUUCAGCCAUGAGAUUGGCGGCCUGGUAAUGAAGGUCGGGGCAGGCGUCCAGACUUUACAGGUUGGUGAUAGAGUGGUGGGCUUCAACUUUGACAAGUUCUCCAGCUAUCAGCAAGCCCCGGCCACGAUGCUUCAUAAGAUUGAAGCUGAAGACGAUAUGAGCACAGCAGUGAGCACGUUGAUGGCCUAUGCUGCCGCUUUGCACGGUCUUCGAAAUCUCGCUCAGAUGAAGGCUGGAGAAAGGGUCCUAAUCCUUCACGGCACAGGCACUAGCGGUGCUGCAGCAGUCAAAAUUGCCCAGUCUGAGGGUGCCAUUCCCUAUGUUGUAGCUGCAACACAAGACGAGGUUGAUUUCCUCCAGAAUCAACUCGGGCUUGACCCAGCACACGUGAUCAAGACCACAGACGGCCAGGUUUCCCAACGUCUCAACGAGCUAACAGAGGGCAAUGGUGCUGAUAUUGUCUUCAGUGCUGGCCAUGUAGAUCCAGCCGCUGCACACGAGGCGUGGCGAUGCAUCGCUCGUUUCGGUCGCUUCUUGGACGGGGGUCGGAAGGAUGUACUGAACAGAAAUGCCAUCAAUACUGUCCCAGUUCAUCGGAACGCAAGUUAUAUGCCUUUCGACCUUCUAGACUUAUACGAAGCCCGCCCUCAAAUCCUUUCUGAGCUGCUCCCAAACAUUAUCACCAUGCUCAAACAGGGUUCGAUUGUGGCUCCUGGUCGGGUCCAGCAUGUCAACCUCGCUCAGCUCGAUCAGGCUAUUUCCAAAUACUCUGAUUCCUUCGACGCGGCCAAGUCAAUUAUUCGGUAUGAGGCGGCCGAGGAACAGAUACAGGUCUUGCCUACCAGGAUCCCACUCAAGUUCAGCCCUGAAUCAACCUACCUGCUGGUUGGCUGCUUAGGUGGUCUGGGACGUAGUCUGACUUCUUGGAUGAUGGCAUCUGGUGCGCGAAGAUUCACCUUCCUCUCACGUUCUGGUACCGAUUCCGAGUCUGCUGCACAGCUUGUUAAGGAUAUAGAGACUGCCGGUGCUAUCGUUCAGGUGGUGAGAGGAGACGCGACAUCGCUGGCCGAUGUGAAUCGCGCUGUUGAAGGAGUGUCUCCGGAACACCCAAUAAAGGGUGUCGUUCAUGCGGCUAUGGUCCUGCGAGACGGUCUCUUCCACUCCAUGUCUUUCCAAAACUGGAAGACAUCAGUUGAGCCAAAGGUCGUAGGUGCUACGAACCUUCACUCGGUGCUGGCAGAUACGCCUCUGGACUUCUUCCUUAUGACCAGCUCCGUGUCAGGAACCCUGGGUACCCCUGGUCAGGCCAACUAUGCGGCGGCCAACAGCUAUCUCGACUCCCUUGCACGACACCGCAAGUCUGCCAACAAGGCUGCUACCUCGGUAAUUCUACCAAUGAUCCUUGGUGUUGGUGUCGUAGCUGAAAGCACAGAGCUGGAAGAGGCUCUCAAGCGUAAGGGUAUGUAUGGUAUUGACGAGGAACAACUUCUCGAGUCCUUCGAGGCUGCUAUCAGUUCUGAGAAAUCGGAGCAGACGGUAGACCACAUUGUUGUCGGCCUUGACCCCGCCAGGCUUCAAAAGGCUGUCAGCGAUGCUACGGAGGGUGGUAGCUUCUGGGUAGAAGAUGCUCGCUUUAGUCAUGUUGUCAACGACAUGAACUCCUCAGCAGAAGAUGCUGGGGCUGCGAUGGGGGCACAAAGCAUUUUAGCGACUAUUAAUGCUGCACCGUCUGCGGGUGAAGCCAUCGCUGCUGUAACUGAGCACUUCAUCGGAAAGCUAUCACGUAUACUCUUGAUCGGCACGGAGGAGUUCGACCCGGUCAACAAAUCGAUUGCCGACUAUGGUAUCGACAGCAUGAUCGGCGCUGAACUUCGAAAUUGGAUCUUCAAGGAGUACCGACUAGACGUUCCAUUCCAACAGCUUCUUGGGCCAACUUUGAGCAUUACUAAGUUUGCAACUCAAGUAUGCUCUAGCCAAGGAAUUGUUUCAUCGUGA